AAAUUAUAAAGAAGGAGAAACCUCCCACAAAAUGCUAUCACCGUCUAAGUCUAGAAACAGCCAUAAAAUGCCAAUAUACUCAUCUGACUGCUAAAUCUCCGCCCUUCCUUCCUUAUCACACCCAACACACUCUCUUUUUCCUUUUUAUUUCCCUCUUAUAUUAAUCAUCAUAUAUUCAUCGUCCCUACCAUUUCUCUUCUAUCGGAUUACAGACCUUCACUUCUUAUUUUUUUUCUCAAUGAUUAAUACGCUUUCUUCAUUAUCCUUUCUCUAAAACCACCUUCGUUUUUCAUUUCUUUGUCAGCUUCGCCGGCUCUAUAUAUCGCCCGCCACUUCGUUUUUUUUCCCCUUUAUUCAGUUCAUUAAAGAUCCAUUUUCUUUUUUAUCUUUUACCUCAAAAGCUUGAAAAAAUGGCUCCAAGGAACAGCCGUGGAAAAGCCAAAGGAGAGAAGAAGAAGAAAGAAGAUAAGCUUCUUCCAUUAGCGAUGGAUAUUACCGUACACCUUCCCGAUGAAACCCAUGUUAUUCUCAAGGGAAUAUCAACGGACAAAAUCCUAGACGUUCGUCGUCUUUUGUCGGUAAAAACCGAGACCUGCCACGUCACAAAAUUUUCGUUAUCUCAUGAGGUUAGAGGGCCGCGGUUAAAAGAUGCGGUCGACGUUUCAGCGCUUAAGCCGUGCGUUUUAACUUUGACGGAAGAGGACUACGAUGAAGAAGGUGCGGUGGCGCACGUUAGACGGGUGCUGGAUAUCGUGGCCUGUACUACGUGCUUUGGUCCGUCGGCCACUGCCAAAGAUCAGAUCAAGCCUGACGCUAGCAAGAAUGCGCCGGCUGCGGGGGAGAAGGGCGGUGUCGCCGCCAAGAAAACUGCCGCCAGUACGAAUAAAGAAUCUUUGUCAAAAUCUCCAGCGAAGGACGUACCAGUCAAUAUAGACGGCGAGAUGAGCCAUUCUCGUCCUAAGCUUGGCUCCUUCUAUGAAUUCUUUUCCCUUUCUCAUCUCACUCCUACUCUUCAGUUUAUAAGGAGGACGGCGAAGCGUCAUGUUGAGGAGAUCGCCACUGACGACCAUCUCUUCUCUCUAGAAGUUAAGCUUUGCAAUGGAAAGCUGGUUCACGUGGAAGCUUGCCGCAAAGGAUUUUAUAGCGUUGGGAAGCAGCAGAUCCUUUGUCACAAUCUUGUUGAUUUGUUGCGCCAACUGAGUAGGGCAUUUGAUAAUGCAUACGCUGAUCUCAUGAAAGCAUUUUUGGAACGGAACAAGUUUGCGAAUCUUCCUUAUGGCUUUAGAGCCAAUACAUGGCUUGUACCUCCAAUCGCAGCACAAUCACCUUCAAAUUUCCCACCUCUCCCUACAGAGGAUGAAACAUGGGGGGGCAAUGGAGGCGGUUUAGGAAGAGAUGGCAAAAGUGAUUUGAUACCUUGGGCCAAUGAGUUUUCAUUUAUUGCAUCUAUGCCUUGCAAGACAGCAGAGGAGAGGCAGAUAAGGGACAGGAAAGCAUUCCUUCUUCACAGUCUAUUUGUCGACGUGGCCAUUUUGAGAGCCAUUAAGGCUGUGAAGCAUGUAAUGGAAAAGCUGAAUCCAAGUUCAAUAAAUAAUGAUGAACCUCUUUACUCCAAGAGAGUGGGGGACUUGAAUAUUGCAGUAAUGAAAGAUGCUUCGAAUGCAAGCUGUAAGGUGGACACUAAAAUUGAUGGUAUCCAAGCAAUUGGAUAUCAAAAGAAUUUGCUGGAAAGAAACUUAUUGAAAGGGAUCACAGCUGAUGAAAAUACAGCUGCACACGACAUUUCCACUUUAGGUGUGCUAAAUGUGAGAUACUGUGGCUAUAUUGCCACUGUGAAAGUUGAGAGGAGAGAGAAUCAGCAAAGCAGUUAUCCAUCUCAAAGCAUUGAACUUGAACAGCCUGAAGGCGGGGCCAAUGCCCUCAAUAUUAACAGUUUGAGAUUACUUCUUCACAAAACAAAACCUUCAGAACCCAAUAAGCCAGCUUCACCUUCAAAAAUUCUGGAAUAUGAAGAGCCUAGUUCUUCCCAAAUUUCUGUAGAGGGUUUGCUGGAAGAAAGUAUUGCUAAACUUGAGGAAGAGGAACUCAAACAGGAACCUUUUGUGAGAUGGGAACUCGGAGCCUGCUGGAUACAACAUUUGCAGGAACAAAAAAACACAGAAAAAGAUAAAAAACCAUCCAGGGAGAAGCCCAAGAACGAGAUGAAGGUUGAGGGACUUGGGACACCUCUUAGGUCCCUCAAGAACAAGAAAAAAGCAGAUGGGAAUGUAGGGUCUGGAAACUCGAAUUCUCAUCCAGGCGCUGUUGAAAAAGUAACUGGUGCUCCUAUGGAAUCUACGCUUCAAACCAAUUCAAGAGAUGGUGAACUUGUGUUGAAGAGCAAGUUAUCUGAAGAGGCCUUUGCUCGACUUAAAGAAUCAGAUACUGGACUUCAUUGCAAGUCUUUGCAGGAACUUAUUGACUUGUCACAGAAAUAUUACACUGAAGUUGCUCUUCCGAAAUUGGUUGCAGAUUUCGGGUCUUUGGAACUCUCACCAGUUGAUGGGCGGACCCUUACUGAUUUCAUGCAUACUAGAGGUCUUCAGAUGCGUUCUCUGGGACAUGUUGUCAAGCUUUCCGAAAAGCUAUCGCAUGUGCAGUCACUUUGUAUUCAUGAGAUGAUUGUUCGGGCUUUCAAGCAUGUUGUGCAGGCAGUGAUAGCCACUGUUGUUAACACUGAUAAAAUGGCUGAAUCAAUAGCUUCUGCACUGAACCUACUGCUUGGAGUCCCUGAUAAUGGAGAACUACACAAGUCUUGCAGAAUCCAUUCCCUGGUGUGGAAAUGGUUGCAGCUCUUCUUGAUAAAGCGAUAUGAAUGGGAUAUUAGCAACUUAGAUUUCAAUGAAAUCAGGAAAUUUGCAAUUCUACGUGGAUUAUGCCAUAAGGUAGGAAUUGAGUUGGUUCCACGGGAUUUUGACAUGGAUUCUCCUACCCCGUUCCGACCAUCAGAUGUUGUAAGCCUGAUUCCAGUCCAUAAGGUGAUAAACUCAAAUCAUGGAACAUUUUCUUUCUUCCUCCUGAAAUUUGUUUCAGAAUUUGUUGAUUUUAUCAUUGAUUUGUAUUUUAUUUCUUUUCAGCAAGCAGCAUGCUCAUCUGCUGAUGGAAGGCAACUUUUAGAAUCAUCAAAAACAGCCUUAGAUAAGGGAAAACUCGAAGAUGCAGUGACUUAUGGAACCAAGGCUCUGUCAAAGCUGGUAGCAGUUUGUGGUCCAUAUCAUCGAAUGACAGCUGGGGCUUACAGCCUUCUUGCUGUAGUUUUAUAUCACACUGGAGACUUCAAUCAGGCCACUAUAUAUCAGCAAAAAGCCUUGGAUAUUAAUGAGAGAGAAUUAGGACUAGACCAUCCAGACACAAUGAAGAGCUAUGGAGAUCUUGCUGUAUUCUAUUACAGACUUCAGCAUACAGAACUUGCUCUUCAAUAUGUAAAGCGUACUUUGUACCUUUUACAUCUUACUUGUGGCAUAUCUCAUCCAAAUACUGCCGCAACAUAUAUAAAUGUAGCCAUGAUGGAAGAAGGCCUGGGCAAUGUUCAUGUUGCCCUCAGAUAUCUACACAAAGCUCUGAAGUGUAACCAAAGGUUACUUGGUCCAGACCAUAUUCAGACAGCAGCAAGUUAUCAUGCUAUAGCAAUUGCGCUCUCAUUGAUGGAGGCUUACCCUUUGAGUGUACAACAUGAACAAACAACCUUGCAAAUUCUCCGAGCAAAGCUGGGCCCCGAUGAUUUGCGUACCCAGGAUGCUGCUGCAUGGCUUGAGUACUUUGAGUCCAAGGCAUUUGAACAACAAGAAGCUGCUCGAAAUGGUACUAAGAAGCCAGAUGCAUCCAUAGCUAGCAAGGGCCAUCUAAGUGUAUCUGAUUUGCUUGACUACAUUAAUCCAAAUCAUGAUGCCAAAGGGAAGGGUAUUGUGGCAGGAAAGAGAAGAAGCUUCGUUAUGAAGGUGAAGGGAAAAGUCCAUCCAGAAAGCUCUGAGGAUUCUCCUAAAGAAGCUGCAAAAGAGGAUUCAGAUGAAGAGAAACAAUUCUCUGAACAGGAAGAUAAACCAGAUGCUAACCAGUGGACUAGCACUGUACCUUUGCAGCCCCAUGCUCCUGUUGCAGAAGAGACAACAGAGGCAAAAAUAAACGUUGAUAAUCACAUUCAUUCUGAAUUACAUGCUGAAGGGGACGAUGGGUGGCAACCUGUCCAAAGGCCAAGAGCAUCUGCUUCACAUGGUGGACGGCGAUUAAAGCAGAGGCGAGCAACUAUUGGGAAGGUUUUUAGUUAUCAGAAAAAGAAUGUUGAUCCUGAUGUGGAAUUCCCUCUUGUCAAGGCCACUAAUCAGAAUAGUAGGUUUUACCUUUUAAAGAAACGAACAAUAUCUCAUGGAGCUUAUACAGAGCAGCACACGAUGAGCCCCUCCCAAGGUUCAAAAUUUGGACGGGGAAUAAUCAGAACUGUUGCAUACAGGGUUAAGUCCACUCCAUCUAGUAAAAGUUCAGCUAAAGUCUCUGGAAAUGGAGGUGAGGUGCUUAAUCCUUCAGGGGGAUCUGCUUCUACCUUUGCACCAAAUGAUCUCCGACCAACAAAAAAUUCUCUAGUCAGUCUUGGGAAAUCUCCUUCUUACAAGGAAGUAGCUUUGGCUCCUCCAGGAAGUAUCUCCAAACUGCAUAUCAGGCCUGAAACUGAUUGCCAUGAUAGCCAAGAGGCCCCAGACCGCAACGCUGAACAUCAUCAAGAUGAAAUUAAUGAGGCAAAAGACAGUUUUGACCAGGUGACUACAGGGACUGAAAACAUAUCUAAAGAGAAGAAUGAAAAUGCUUUGUUGGAUUCAACAGAUAGUUCAAAAGAGGAAAUUGAUGCGGUUGAAACCAAAGAAACUAGGUCACCUGCUGUGAUGGAAGAUAACUCUUCCUUGGUGGAGACUGAGAGAGAGGAAGGACAAGAACUUGAAGUUGGUGGUGAUGAGGCUGGUGAAGUUGUACAGGAUGGCAUAUACAUAAAUUGCAUGCCAAGUUCAAUUGAUUCUCCUGAAAAGGAAUUCUCUGAGAAGGAUUUGUCUCCAAGUUUUGAACCCCAUAGUAUUUCAAGUUCCGCAUUACAAGGGGUAGAAGAAUUGAAGGAGAAACCCUUGGUCCUAACUUCCGGUAACGGUCAGGGACUAACCAAUAGGAAGUUGUCUGCCUCUGCAGCUCCUUUCAACCCAUCAACACCCAUUCCUCGUGCUGCACCAUGCCCCGUGAACAUCGUCCUUCCUCCUGGACCUGGACCUGUUCCAGCCAUUGCACCUUGGCCAGUGAACAUGCCUAUUCAUCCUGCAUCUCCUCCUGUCUUACCAAAUCCAGCAUGCUCUUCCCCUCACCAUCCAUUUCCUUCACCUCCUCCAACUCCAAACAUGAUGCAGCAUCUACCCUUUAUGUAUCCACCCUAUUCUCAACCCCAACCUGUACCAACAAGCACCUUUCCUCUAACUAGCAGCCCUUUUCACCCCAGUCAAUUUUCAUGGCAGUGCAAUGUGGGCCCCAGUGUACCAGAGUUCAUUCCGGGGACAGUUUGGCCUGGUCAUCCAGUGGAGUUUCCCACAACAUCACGGAUUGUUGAGCCAAUUACUGAUCAGAUAUUGGAACCGAAAAUCCAAGGUGAUGAUUCUAACCCUACUUCAGCUUCAAUGCUGCCGGUAGAUAUUGAGACUAUUGGAGAAGCUAAGGAAGAAGUCAACAUUUCAGCAUCUGAAGCAAUAAAUAGUGCUGAUGAAGUAUCUAGAGCUGGGUUGGAAAGCCUGCAGGAAAAUGGUCAUUUGAACCAUUGUCUAGACAACUCUGGAAAUAAACCAAGUCAAUACAACAGCCCAAACAAAAAUGCUGGAGGCAGUGCUGAAAGGAAGAGUGAUGAUGAGAAAACCUUCAGCAUUUUAGUAAGAGGUAGAAGGAACCGAAAGCAGACGUUGAGAAUGCCAAUCAGUUUACUUAGUCGACCAUAUGGCUCGCAGUCUUUUAAACUUAUAUACAACAGAGUUAUCAGAGGGAGUGAAGUUCCAAAAACUACUGGCCUUUAUUUGAGUGAUAAUUGUACAGCUAGUGCCUCAACCACAUAGCUAAAAGCCUUUUUUUUUUCUUGCUGAUUUUACCGUAGCAAGAUUGUCCGAACAGGGUAGAGAACACAAAUUUUGAUCAGUCCUACGAGAGGCGAAGAGAAUUCUUUCUGGCUUUAUGGUAACAGACUGCUUUAUCCAUUGGAUUUGUGAUCUAAAAUGCAGGUAUUUUAUUUGCUUCGUACUAGAUUCAGCUAUAAGUAUGAACAAGGACAAGUGCGGCUUUUCAAAUCAGGUUCAAAUGGUAAUAACUAUUGGGGAUUUAAAGCAGUUGUUAAGGUGACAAUUUUGGUCUAUACUUUAGUUAUAACAAUUUUUUAAAUCAUAGAAUUUUAAACACUGAUUUCACCUUUUCGAUCUUCAAUAGAAAUGACAUUGAUAGUUGGUUUUAUUCAA
Molecule: messenger RNA, 6503 nt
Organism: Gossypium arboreum
Lineage: Eukaryota; Viridiplantae; Streptophyta; Magnoliopsida; Malvales; Malvaceae
Product: protein REDUCED CHLOROPLAST COVERAGE 1-like
Exons: 24
Coding region: 411-6110 (1899 amino acids)
Biological process (GO): organelle organization
Cellular component (GO): cytoplasm
Molecular function (GO): protein binding
Source: RefSeq, a predicted model, not a curated record